AUGGCACAGAGUAAAUUAGUAGACAAUGAGAAUUUUCUUCAUAAAACAACCAAUGUAACAGCUUGGAUGAGAGAAGGUAUCGAAAAGUUUAUUGCAGAAAAAGGAUAUGCAAUUGUGCUAUUUGAUAUCGAUUCAGAAAUCAUGACAAGACUUGGAAAGAUUACAAUUAUCAAUACUUUUACGUUAAAAAUGAAAGAUAAGUCGGGAAAUAUAAUUUCAGUAGAUAAUUAUAGUAGUAUAAAUAAGGAAUAUGAUGAUUUAAGUCUUAAAUGGUUAAUAGAUUUUGUCAAAGAGAGGGAAAUGGAAGCGAUACUAAAAUUUGGAGGGAAAGCCCUGGGAACUGAAUCAGAGUCUGCUAGAUCAAAUAAGCAAGUUGAGUUUAAAGUACAAGGAGAGAAGAGAUAUGGAAGUUUGAUGCUUGAAAUUUAUUUCAGUUCCAAUAUUCAAGAUAUGAUCAAAUUUAUCGCAGAGCCACAGUUUCAUGUUUUUUGGAUGGGGCCAACGAUGAAAAAUGAUGGUGGAUCGAUUAGCUUUGAAAAUGUUGUUCUUAGAAAUAUUCAAAGUUCAUCUGAUAGCGUUAGCUUGGAAUAUAAAUGGAGAGAUUGGCCUGAGUACAGUCAAGUUUUUAUGGAGUUUGUCCAAGUUGGAGACAAUCUCAAAAUCAAUCUUAACCAAAAGCAUGUUCCUGUGGAGUUUGUUGAUAAUGUUAAAAACCAUUGGAAUUCGAGAAUUUUCAUGGCUAUUUCAAGCUCAUUUGGAUGCGCUAUUAAGCCAACAUAA
Vittaforma corneae ATCC 50505 is the source of this 780-nucleotide messenger RNA. RefSeq lists its product as uncharacterized. The record is from RefSeq and is a predicted model, not a curated record. The coding region runs from base 1 to 780 and encodes 259 amino acids. NCBI's taxonomy places the organism in Eukaryota, Fungi, Microsporidia, Nosematidae. The transcript has a single exon.